This is a messenger RNA of Bactrocera tryoni, 696 nucleotides long. RefSeq lists its product as uncharacterized. Lineage: Eukaryota; Metazoa; Arthropoda; Insecta; Diptera; Tephritidae. The transcript has 4 exons. The coding region runs from base 16 to 342 and encodes 108 amino acids. The record is from RefSeq and is a predicted model, not a curated record.
UGCUUAGUCUCAAUUAUGUGUCUAAGGAUGACGAACGUGCUGACGGGUCUACUCAGUUUUUUCUUAAUCACGGCUGUCAUCCAGGUCUCAGCCGAGGAUGCAUUCACUAUUUUCCUCGAUGGUGGCAAAGAGUUCAGCGCCAUAAAAGCAGACGUGGACGCAAUUCGUAUUUCCGGAAAUAAAUUCAAUACAGACUUGUCAAAUAGAUUAAACGAAAUCGAAAGCUCAAUUGAAAAGUUGACUGGGAUGAUACAGAAUUUGGCCAAGAACAUGGAAUCUUUGAAGGGUGCUCGUAACUGUAAGAUCUCAAUUAGCGAUAAAAACCGAACACAUAAACUUUAACUGGAAGGAAAGUAAAUUUUUUCUGGGCGAUAACCGUUCCGCGCUCAAUUUCUAAGCUUUAGUAUAAUAAUUUAAAUAGCUUGGAAAAGCUUAUUAUCGAUAAUAAAUUCUUCACAGUAACUUUUUAAUAAAUUGGAAUAUUUUAGUUAAAAAUACCAUUAUGUUUACCGAUAAUUUCGCAUGCCUUUUCAAUGAAUACAAUAUAUGGAAAUUGUAGCGAUAAUAAUAAAUAAGUUGAAUGGAGGCGUGUUAUCACUUUAUACAGACGUAAUUCUUAUGAAGUUGUUAUGAGAACUCGAGGAAUUUGCAACAGUAAAAAAAAUAUCAGAAAUAAAUUAACACUAGCGAUGAAAA